AUGAAGCUCGAGCAUCAACGCGAGCCAUCAGGCUUAUGCAACACAAACAGUCAAGAGAGAGAAGAAGAGAACCACAGUCAACCAGAGACCGUGCUUGCAGUUCUGCAACGUAUAUCUCAAGAUGCCGACAAACUAUAUCGCGAGAAGAACGACCUCCCCAGAGAUCUGGCGGAUGCGGUUUCCAGAGUCAGUUUCGAGACUCUCAAGUCGCACGAAGUCAGAGAACUCAUGGAUUCGAUGAGAAAAGACGGGCCUGUCUUCAAGCGCCUACUAAAACUGGCAUACAACCCCGACACAAUCGCUGGUCCUUCCAAAAGUGCCAGAGCCAACAGUGAUGCACAUCCGAGUACUAUUCCAGUACGCGACCCCAUUUGGGGGACAUUCGAGCAGUUUACAACCAUCACUGCGCACCCGAGUCACCAAACAAGCUCUCUCGAAGAACUUAGAUUGGCUGAUUACAAUACCGGUAACAGGUUUUGUAAGACAAGGCGCGACGACCAAGCAUUUCCUGCUAGAUUUGCGAGAAGAAAUGCUAUCUCUGCACCUGUUGAUAGAUCUAAGACAGAUAACACCAUCACCUACACGUCUUCGGGAGACAGCGAUGUCUUGAAGAUGAUCGAGAAACUUACGAAGUCCAUUGAAGGAUUGAAGACCGCGACGUUGCUGGACCAGACAGAGCGUUUGAGUAGCACGAACAUACCACCUACUCGCACCAGCCUCUUCGGAAACCAACCACAUUCCACUGCCGGUGGUAUCUUCGGGUCCAGUGUGCCACCUACUUCUACCGGCCUCUUCGAAUCCAUGCCACCUAAACCUACUGGGCCCUUCGAGUCUAUAUCACUCAAUUCGACAACAUUCCACGGCAACGCUAGUGGAGGUCUUUUCGGCAAUGGCCCAUCCGUCACCAGCCCUCUCCACACAGGUAGUGGCCUUUUCGGCGCUGGGUGUACAUCUCAGGACAAUCUCACACCCUGGACAUCCGGCGCACGUCCUAGCAGUCUCUUCGGCAAUGGUCCUCCUUCAGUACCUGGUUUUGGCUCAUCCAACACCUGUCAAAGAUACAGUGGCGCCUUCACAUGCACUUGCUACUUCUCGGAGCCCUCCUGUAUGAGAGAUGCUCAAAACAACUACAAUGCAUACGCACGUCCCCGGAAUUCUCCUGUCCCAGCUUGGGACUUUGGCAACUCGGCAAUGUUGAAUCGAGACGGUUCUUGUCAGAGAAGCUACGGUGCUGCUACCUGCAAUUGUAGCAUAUUGAACAGCAGAUGUUUGUAUCCCAGGUUCAGAUAAGCCGGCUUGAACUGGUUUUCCCACUUGCGAUUGCCGUCCAAUCUCCCACAGAGAAUUGAUGGAACCUGGAAGAUAAAGGAACACAAACAACACAAAUAUGGCCGCAGUGAUGGAGACAAACGAUUGCAUCUUGAUAUCCGUCGGGUGCAAAAUUGUAGCGAGAGGGAUAUUUUGGAGAUUAUGUUCUUCCUGCCAAGUCUCAUACAUACGACGAUGAAUCGAUGAACGAUUAUGGAGAUAGC
Messenger RNA from Aureobasidium pullulans EXF-150, 1532 nucleotides. RefSeq lists its product as uncharacterized. The record is from RefSeq and is a predicted model, not a curated record. Lineage: Eukaryota; Fungi; Ascomycota; Dothideomycetes; Dothideales; Saccotheciaceae. The transcript has a single exon. Bases 1 to 1290 code for a protein of 429 amino acids.